AUAUUUCCUGUUUUAUAUACGGACUCAAGGUGUAAACAAAUGUCUGGUCUGUAGGAGUCUGUGCUUCCUAUCUGUGUAGAUAAGAGUUCCCUUGAUCUGUGUUGACUCUUCUGACUUUUACAAUGGCUUCAGGAAGCCUCCCUUCAGAACUGGACUCACAUUUGUUGGAGUGUCCAAUAUGCCUUGAGCAACUUCAACUACCAAAAUCCUUACCGUGCCUACACUCCUUCUGUCAGGAUUGUCUCGGGACAUAUAUUACAAAGGAGCUGUCCGGGAAGAUGGCGUCGACAACAUCCUUCCCUUGUCCGAUCUGUAGGAGGACGACCUCUCCUGUGAAUCAAGCAGAAUCAAAGGCUAAAUGGGCAGAGCAAUUAUCGACCAAUAGUUUGAUCCAUGAUCUUAUCCAGCUUAGGGAACGUUCGUCUGAACCAUUGUACUGCAAACCCUGCCAGACAAAAGGUAACCGGAACAACCCAGCCAGUUUUUGGUGCAAGACGAUGAACGAGAACUUCUGCGACAAUUGUAAGGUAAAACUUCAUGAUAUCAUACAUACUGACUGUGAUAUACUGAAUAUCACCGGACACCAUAACAAACGACUAAAUAGGGAAACGUCUGCCCCUCGAUGUUAUCAACACGGCGAGAAAAUUGUUCGGUAUUGUGAGGACCACCAACUUCUGUGCUGUAACGAAUGCGUGAUCGAAGACCAUAUGAGUUGUGGAAAGGUACCAAAGGUGACGGAAUAUUGCAAGAAGAUAAAAGCAGGAUCGCAGAUAGAAGACAUGCAGGCGGCGUUGAAGAAAGGAACAGAUAGUAUGAACUCACUAGUGAAGGACUUUGAUGAGCAACUCCAAACCAUGAUACAGAACCAGGAAAUCGCACUGCAAAGCAUCUCCGACCUGCGUCGAAAGGUAGAUAAACGACUGGACACACUUCAGAAGAACAUUACCGACGAAAUGAUUACAUUGUUCAAAAAAGAGAAAAGAGACAUGGAGGCAUCAUCACGGCAUUUCAAACGUCUUUUUAAUGGAAUGAAAAAUACACUAAAGUCGUCCAUUAAAGCCGUAGAGGAAAAGGACAACAUUGAGACGAUAGUGUUGUAUCAGAGAGGACAGACAGAAGUGGAGUCGUGUAAGACCCUUGUCGAUGAGUUGAGCAAGUCAUUCACAUCCGUCAGCAUCGAGCAUCAAAUUGUUUCCGGACAUGAUAUCAUUGGUGAUAACGCGAUGGGAAAGAUUGUCGUCGGAAAACAACCACGAUGCAUCCCUGGGAGCCAUAUCGAUUUAGCAAACCCCAUGUCAGAACGACAAGUGAAAAAAAUCGGAAAAUUUAACAUCAAGUCCCCGUUAGAUAAACAU
This is a messenger RNA of Mizuhopecten yessoensis (Yesso scallop), 1355 nucleotides long. Its product is annotated as E3 ubiquitin-protein ligase TRIM56-like. The record is from RefSeq and is a predicted model, not a curated record. The annotation marks the transcript as partial. The transcript has 2 exons. Lineage: Eukaryota; Metazoa; Mollusca; Bivalvia; Pectinida; Pectinidae.